AUGGCCAGCAAGUCUGACGAGUAUGACCGCAAGGUCGCACAAGAGACCGGCCACGAGACACCCCAUCCUCUUCCAGGCUACACAGACGAGAAUGUCAGCGUGCAGGCAGACCAAGCCUUCGUCUACGAUGACAGUCAGAAGCUGGGUUACACGGCGACCGUUUUUGUCAUCUUGAACAAGAUGAUCGGCACUGGAAUCUUCUCCACGCCGUCGGGCAUCUUCGCGGUCUCUGGCUCUGUCGGUGUUUCGCUCUUUCUGUGGAUUAUCGGCGGCAUUCUCACGCUCGCUGGUCUGUCGGUCUUCAUCGAGUUUGGCCUUGCUAUUCCACGCUCCGGUGGCGAGAAAAACUACCUGGAGCGUGUCUACCGUCACCCCAGAUAUGUUGCGACGUGCGUUCUCGCCGCACAGAUGCUGCUGCUUGGUUUCUCAUCAGGUAACGCUCUGGCUUUCGGACGCUACUGCCUGUUGGCUUCCGGCAGCACGGUCGACGGGUGGGUCGCACGUGGCAUUGCCAUUGCGUGCAUCACCUUCUCCGUGAUAUUGCACUCUGUUGCGCCGAAGUGGGGCAUCCGAUUGUUCAACGUUCUGGGCGUGUUUAAGGUCUUUAUCCUACUUUUCAUCGUAUUCUCCGGAUUUGCAGCUCUAGCAGGACAUCGGAGGGUCCCCAACCCGCACAACUUCGAUAAUGCGUUCACAUUCCACGAAGGUGAAGGUUACGGUGGAGGCGGUGCCUACGAGUACUGCCAGGCGCUACUCCGCAUCAUCUACUCCUACAAAGGAUGGGAGAACGCCAACUACGUGCUCGGCGAGAUCAGGAAUCCCAAGAAAACGCUCACGUGGGCUGCGCCUCUUGCGGUUGGCGGCACCACGAUCUUGUACGUUCUUGCAAAUGUUGCGUACUUUGCCGCCAUCUCGAAGGAAGACCUCGCGGGCAGUGAAGCCAUUGUGGCGGGUGUCUUCUUCCGCAACGUCUUCGGUGACAGUGCUGGCGCCCGCAGUCUGCCUGUUUUCGUAGCUUUCAGUAAUCUAGGCAACGUGCUCGCAGUCAGCUUCGCGCAUUCUCGUCUUAACCAAGAAUUCGCCAAGGAGGGCCUUCUGCCAUACAGCAAGUUCUGGGCCUCUAUCAAGCCUUUCGGCGCUCCAGCGCCAGCUCUCUUCCUCCACUGGCUCAUCACAGUCAUCGUCCUUGUCGCCCCUCCCGCCGGACCCGCCUACAACUUCAUCACCGAUCUCUACACCUACCCCGGCGCGUGGAUCAACGGCUUCGUCACAGCUGGUCUCAUCUACCUCCACUACAACAAAAAGGAGCACUGGGAGUCUCCAUGGCACACGUACCUACCAGUCGCAAUUCUGUACCUUGCUGCGAACAUAUUCCUGGCCCUUGUGCCCUUCAUUCCGCCAAGUGGCCCGUGGAACGCAGAUGGCUACCCGUACUAUGUCUUCCCGAUUGUUGGUGUCAGCGUGCUGCUGCUUGGCGUGUUCUACUGGUUUUGCUGGACCAAGGUGUGGCCCCGACUCGGCGGGUACAAGAUCGAGGCGCAGAGACGCGAGGACGCACAGGGGAUUGAACACGUACGAUACGUCAGAGUAUACCACAAGAAGGAAUGA
This is a messenger RNA of Didymella exigua CBS 183.55, 1608 nucleotides long. Its product is annotated as low-affinity methionine permease. Gene Ontology annotation, biological process: amino acid transmembrane transport. The record is from RefSeq and is a predicted model, not a curated record. Gene Ontology annotation, cellular component: membrane. Gene Ontology annotation, molecular function: L-amino acid transmembrane transporter activity. Bases 1 to 1608 code for a protein of 535 amino acids. The transcript is spliced from 2 exons. Lineage: Eukaryota; Fungi; Ascomycota; Dothideomycetes; Pleosporales; Didymellaceae.